GCUGCUUCUUAGGGAGGGGUUUAGAGCAGCAGCAAUUUCGGUGGUUGCUGCUGCUCUAGGAUAUAAGGCACGUUAAGCCAGGCGCGCACACAUACACUCACUCACACGGUUGAGCAUCCUUCUCAGCAGCAAGCGGAAAAGACAAGCCCCAAAGGAGAGAGCGGGAAGCGGGUCAGUCCGAGGCAGACAAAGCAAAGAUGGCAGGGAUCCUCGCUUGGUUCUGGAAUGAGCGGUUCUGGCUGCCACACAAUAUCACCUGGGCGGAUCUGAAGAGCACCGAAGAAGCCACCUUCCCUCAGGUGGAGGAUCUCUACCUAGCCUUCCCCGUGGCCUUCUGCAUCUUCAUGAUCCGCGUGGUUUUCGAAAGGUUUAUAGCCAAGCCAUGUGCCUUAGGCCUAAAAGUCCAGGCCAAUGGACCACAAAAAGCUCAGCCUAAUGCUAUUCUUGAAAAGGUCUUCACUGCAAUUACAAAGCAUCCAGAUGAGAAGAGGCUGGAAGGGCUGUCGAAGCAGCUGGACUGGGAUGUACGUAGCAUUCAGCGUUGGUUUCGACAGAGACGCAAUCAGGAAAAGCCGAGCACUCUUAGAAAGUUCUGCGAGAGCUCGUGGAGAUUUACAUUUUACCUUUAUAUAUUCACCUAUGGAACCCGGCUUUUGAAAGAGAGUCCCUUUCUGUGGAACACCAGGAAGUGCUGGGCUGGAUAUCCAUAUCAGGCACUGACACCUGAGGUUCAUUACUACUACAUAGUUCAGCUGGCGUUCUAUUGGUCUGUAAUGUUUUCUCAGUUCAUUGACAUCAAAAGAAAGGACUUUGGCAUCAUGUUUACACAUCAUAUCGUAACUGUAAUAUUGCUAACCCUGUCCUACACAGUCAAUUUCACACGCGUGGGGACCCUGACUUUGGUUCUACAUGAUAGCGUUGAUAUUUUGUUGGAGGCAGCUAAAAUGGCAAACUACUGCAAGUUUCAAAAAUUGUGUGAUUUCCUCUUCUUCAUGUUUGCUGUAAUUUUCAUUACGACAAGGCUUGGAAUAUAUCCUGUGUGGAUACUGAACACGGUAAUGUUCGAACUGCCCGAAAUGGUUGGCGGCUUUCCUUCCUUGACGGUCUUUGUCAGUCUACUUUUGAUACUUCAAGUUCUCCACUGUUUUUGGUCCUAUCUAAUAGUAAAGGCAACCCAUAAAGCUAUUUCAAAAGGCAAGGCUGGGAAGUGGAACCCUUUGCAUGCGAGGGAUGACCGAAGUGAUGUUGAGUCGAGUUCAGACGAAGAGCCCUCAGCUCCCCAUUCAAAGCAUUCCCACAGCUCAGCCACCACCAAUGGGACAAGUGGAGCAAAUGGAACAAACGGGUAUCUUACUGGUGGGAAUUCUUCAGAAGAACACUAAUUCCUGGAUUACACCCUGAUAACACGAACAAAAUGAACUGUUUGCUACUGGAAGUAAAUGAGUUGUGAAUGCUGGGUUUGGGGUCCCCCCUUUUUUCCCCCUUUCUUUAUUGUUUUUCUCAACAUCUGAGAGAAAAAAACACACUUGGAGUAUUUAAAGUUUCUGAUAGCGCACUGCCGUAUUUCCUGUUUGUGAAUGACAGCGCCACACCAUUUUAUGUAUGUAGGCAUGCUGUAUGUAUAUAUACAUGACCAGAUGGGAGCAGUAUUUUCUUCUGUAGUCUUUGAAUAUUAUUUAUUUUAUAUCUUAUUUGGGGUGACUUGUAAAUGAAAGGGAACUGCCUCAGGAUUCUCUUUUGGACGUCAUCAGGGCAAAGGAUUGCCAAGUCUCUUUUCUGUGCUUGGUUUCUCUAGCCAGUAUGAUAUUGUAGGCAUCUGCUUGAAAAUGUCUCUUGCAGCAAAGCUAUAAAAGUUCGCCUCCCAUUCUAUAUCUUUCCCCCUUUUUUCUUUCUUUUUUCUUUCUAGGAUGCUGACUUUAGAAAUUGCCAAUACAAUCACAAGUGGCCACUCCGCCCCCCGCCCACAAUGUGAAGUUUUAAAAUGAUUCAUUGAUAUUUUUAAAUAGCCUCUAAUGGAGUCAGUUUGACAGUUCAUGUUCAACCAUAGUUACUGUGAGAUGGGAUUUAGGAUUGUUUUAAGCUCCAUAAUUGGUGGCAAAUUAGAUUAGACUGUGAAAAUGCUCAAGCUACGUUUACACUAAGCGUGAUGAACUUAUCUUGCAGACAGCUCCUGCCUUGCAGAUUUAGCCUCAAUUCGGUUUGUAAACUUUUUGUGUAGAUUUCACAGUGGUGCCAUUUUAACAAAUAUUUUUUUGUUUGUUUGAGAAGAAAUACACUUAUGUGGUCCCAUAAGCAUGUAUGCAAAAUUUGAUAUUUGGAGAAUUAGAACGAAGGUUAAGAAGAAUAGAGUUGGAAAAGAAUAGCUCCCUAGAAAUAAAGUAGGCCGUAGACCAAGUAUUGAGAGAGAGAUCGGAAUGUCUGAGGCCAAUUCUUUCAGACAGGAGUGUCCUGGGUCUGGACCAUAUCACUUCAGAACACAAUUUAGGGUCCCAGUUGAUGGAUUAUACCAUGUCAUACAAAAUAUUUCCUGUACAUAAACACUAGAUGUCAGGAGAUGAGUUCAAAAUAUUAUAGCUUAGAAUCUUUCUCUUGACAUAAUCUGCCCUCCUAUGUGCAGAACAUUGAUUUGUAUGGAGGAGCAUUAAAUCAUGUACCACUCUGCUGUGGUAGAGUCCAGGCACAGGUUGACUGUCUCAUUUGUGAGAAUUAGGACAUUAGUCUACUUAUUUUAAGUGCAUGCAAACACUCUCCUGAUUCACUGGAGGCACAGACCAAUAAGUGUUGCUUCUAAGCAACCCUCCUUGGUAUAUGAAGCUUGUGUUCUUGGUAGAUUAGUGCUUGGGGAACAUCUGGGAGGCCCUGAUUUUAAGAGUUGAAAGUGUUGGUUUGGUUCUUCCAGUUCCCUCAACUUAAUUGUUGGGGGACACAUCGCCCAGAAUUCUCCAGCAGUAUUCCACACAGUUGCCACGACCCUCCAGAAGACCAGAGAAUGCAGUGUGAAUCUCAUAGCAGUCUCCUCCCAUAGUUGGUGUGCGGAAAUAAAGAGUUUCCUCAACCCACAACAGUUGCCACAUUUAGUGCCAUGAGCCCAACCCAGGAACAUAGGGGCCGGGGGCGGGGGAGAGACUCUGUUGCCUGGUUGUGACCCGGUAGGAAUCAAUAACAAGCACCCAAACCUUUUAACUGCUGAAGAAAUAAAGCUGGCAGUAGCUGUAACCUAUUCUUGUUUGCUUUUCUGCUUAAAAUUUAGCUGUAGGUGUUGUUUCUAACGGAAAUAACCAGGAAAGCACCCUACCAGAGACGCAUUAGUUUGUUUUUGUUUUAAUCUCUCUAUUAUUUGAGAUUUCCUUAUUUCCAAGAAGUUACCUCGAUGAAGAGACAUUCCUAUCACAGAAGAUAUUUCGGUGCUUAGCAAAGCAAAUGUCAGCAGAGGAGAAAAUGUCUUUUGGGGAGUUUUUCCAUACAGCACAAUACUAGAAGUAACAUCUAUGCCAAAGAACUUCACACAGGGAAAGAUAGUAAUACACAAGAAAUAGAGAAGUACUUGCUCAAAAGAAUAAGAACCUGAUGUUCAUCAGAAAUUAUUUUUAGUCACAAAUCCCUUUUGCUGCCACACAUCUCCUGCAACCAGAUGACCCGUAAAAUAUUCUCAAGGCAUACAGUAUUUUAUUUGGCUUUAUUAUAUACCUGGGAGACUUUGAUGAGGAAACAAAGAAUCGUAACUUCUACUGAGGGCCAAUUCACAUGACCAAGUUUGAAGCCAGCCCACAUUGUCCUUUUCCCCUCCCUAGUGCGUUUGGACAUGCUGGACUGGCUUUAUGAAUGCUUCAACACAGAUCUGAAUUUCAGUUUGCUGUGCCCUAAAACCUCUUUGAAAGUUUUGAGAUGUGGCAAGUCAUGAACUAACGUGCUGAUGCGUUAGCAAGGUCACUUCCACGCAUGCAAAUCCACUGGAUGAACUACCUACUUUACGAGAUGUUAACAAAAAAAAAGUUGUGUGACUUGGCUCUCUGUAGACGUGCCAAGAUGAGAAACUCAAAUGGAAGACACUCCUGGAGGGAAGAAAGUAGAAGUAAUAACCUUUCCAUGAAGUGCCCGGCAUUCAAGAACUGAGAAGCAGGAAGUCCAUCUUUGGGGAGAGAGGGUUUAAAACAAUACUAAUCGCACCGUGGAUAUCAAAUAUUCAUCGCCACUACAGUUUCUACUUCUAUUCCCAUGCUGUCGUUCAGGAGGCAUUAUGGUUUGGCUCUCAUCUGUGUCUCAUGGAGCUAGGCUGGAGUCCUCUUUGCAGCCUAGGGCUUGAAUGAGGAGAAGUCUGCAUGGUCAUGAAUGCGGUGCUGGAUGUGUGGGGUGAUAAAAUAACAUUGAUAGAAAAGAAGAUACAUCAGGAGCGUAAAUCUCACUUUUCUGUUAAUAACAAACCCCGAUUGGGAGGGUGGGACUUCCAAAAUGCUUAAUGGCAUCGCUUAGGAAGGAGUUCUGAACAGAUGUUUUACUUUUCAGAGGUAUUAUUUUGAAGUGGUGGGCAGGACUGACAGCUGCCAAUAUUAAACAUGUAUUAGUUACGGUGAGGUGCACAAUAAUAGAGUUAGUGGGAGGAAGGCUUCAAGUAACAGGAAUUCUGUUCCAAGCAUGCUUUGAAGUUAGCUGGACUAUAAUAUGGUGCUACAGCUUAAUAUAAACAGUAGGACAUGAAACAUAAUCCACAUUUCGUGUUAUAGAUGCUCCGGUGGGCCCUGCAAGGAGGACUUCACCAUUCACUUCAAUCGAUUGAAGUGAAUGUGUGGGCAUAAGCCCAGUGUUUGCCUUCCACUGUUGUGCCUGCAAGAAGCCCCUGGAUCCAGGCAAAAAUAUUUAAUGAAUCUCUGAAAGCCCUUCGAGAAACUAUUGGCAUUCCAUUUCCUGGAUUAGUAUUUUCAAACUUUUUCAUGUGUUAACAGGCUCUUGUUAGUAAAAGCUCUUCGGUCCCUUUUUAGCACUAGAAUAAGAGAUGCAGUGGCUGGAAUGUGUAGAGUAGAGGGAGGGGGGAAAUGAAGAAGAAAAAAGUGUGUGGAAGUUAGUAGCCAUUAGCUAGAUUGAAUGUUUUAUUAUCCAGCCCUGGGAUAGGAAAGUAAGAUCCAUUGUCGUGUAAGUUUACUCUAAGUUUUGACAUGAAACGCACUACGAUAAGAAAAUGUGUGUUUUUGUUAUUAGAAAAAAGAAAAAUUGGACAAGUGUCUGGAGACUAGGUCUCUUCAGCACAUAUCCAUUUGAAGGUGGAAGUGUUGGACUUGCUUGCAUCCUCCAUCCAGACUGUAGAGUACCAGACUGAAAAUGCCAAAAAGAAAUACCCAUGUGUCCUUGUUGCCAGUUUCAAAUUACUUCAUUUCUUCUCUUGGUUUUGCAGUUAGUUUGCGGUUUCCUUUUGGGUAUGUUUACAUCAGAAGGUUGCUUCACCUAAGACCCAGUGUGUAGACGUGAUUGUGGCAGGAUGCAGGGGCAAGUCUUGGAUUCAGACAUGUUCCCCCACCACAGGCAGAAACUUGAAUGUGCCCUGCACUCAUGCUGUCUGUCCUCCACUAUUUUUUUUUUUUGUUUUGUUUUGCCAGUACACUUGAGUGAGGCUUACUCACAUUAGGUGCUUAAGCGUUUAAGCUCUGGUUUGCAUUUAAGGUUCUAUAUACCACAGAGAGGCAGGAUCUUGAGUCCAAAGCUGGCCCCUCUACCCUGUCACUUGCAUAGUCUACACACUAGCGCCCUCUGUGAACUACUCCAGAGUUUGUUUGCUUAUGGGGGAAAUAUUGGAGAUUGGUUGCUAAUGAGUUGUGCACAAAAGUCUUGGCUCUUAGGGAGCAUUUACAUGACAUGUUUCCCCCCACCUCCUCUGUCAUGUGAUGAAUCUGGUUUCCUGGUGUGUCGAGGCCGUGGUUGUGACCUGUAAGGAACUAAUGAAAUAUAUAAACCCUGAGAGCCUGGAUUGGGAUUAUAAUAAAAGGAGACCAAUUGCUUGUCUUCACGCAUCGCCAGGACAUGACAAUAUAUAGCCAUGGAGUGAUCAUAGAGGGCCUUCAUCAGAUAAACGUCUUGUGAAUGCAUCCUUUUUUCAAGUCAUUCUACUGGAGCUGAGCAUAUUGUGACAAGCAAGAAACUAUCACAUACGUGUGUGUGUGAGUGCGCGCGCGGGCGUGUGUGUGCUGUAUUUUGCAAUAAAACUAUGGGCAGAUUUUUGUGUAACCAAAUGCCAGCUUGUUUUGAAUGUCUUACUUUGUACAUAGAAAGGCAUAAGGUACACAAUAUUCUGGUGGUUCAGGUUGAUAAUCCCUUCUGCUAUUCACUUUGGCAGCAUAAGAGGGUUUUGAAUAUAGGGCUAUUAAUGUCCAUAUUUCUCAUCUCAAAAAUAUAUACACCAUUAACUUGGACUUUCUGUAAUUCCCAUAAAAGAGAGGAAGGUGGGAUUUCUUUAACCACCCCACCCACAUUGUUAAUAUAUUUAUUUUUAUUUAAAAACUACCUGGUAUUAUAUUUCCUCUUGUAUUACUCACUAGAUACUCAUGUCCAGUGAUAAAUUACGACAGUUCUGUAUGCUUCUAUGAGAAUGACCAAAAUAUUGCAAAUCCACAGUGUUCAAAAUAGAGUUGCCUUGAAAUCACAAUCAAAACUUCAAAAUGGUUCUUGUCAAACCGAGGGUGUAUUACUUAGACAUGCUGUUGUUUUGCUUUAGAUUCUACUGGGAUGUUGCUAAAACUGCCCAUUUUUAAAACAGUUCUCUUGAGUUUUUAGGAAAGUUGCUUAGCACACAUUUACUGGCCAAGGGUUCUGAUUGUAAUGACCAUAAAACUGGAGCGCCUGACUGUGCUUGUAUAAAAUUCUACACUUAGAAAAUGGCCUCCACUUAUUUUAACGGAGGGAAAGGGUAUAUGUAUUAUGAUAGUAUUUAUUUCAACCUUCCUUUUAGCCGAGUGCUAUAGUGAUAGGAUAUGCUGGCUAGAACUAUUGCUAAUGACGAUCAUCUCAAAAAGAAGUAUGAUACACACCAGUCUGGUAUGCUGGAAGGAUUCGCCUGUGUGUGUGCACAGGUAUGCUCGCCAAGUUCUAAAUACCUUAAAUAGUAACCAUCACUCUGUGCUCUGUAUGGUGGUUAUCUUUAGUGGGUCAGGUCAGGACAAAAUGGUGCAAUUUUUCAUCUGUGUUUUCAAGACAAUCCAGCAGUUUGAGCAACUCUUGGAACUAUAAUAACCUACUGGUAUAUUCCUUUGUCAGAAAUACAGCAAUGUGUUUAGUCUUGGGUUUUGCUUCUGUUUCCCCCCUUCCCCUUCUUUUUUCUUUCCUUAAAUAUAGAAAUUACACUUUUUCCUGAAAUAUCAAUAUUGUGAAUUUUGAUUUGAAAACACUUUCAUAAUAAACUCUUAAGUAUUAGGAA
Molecule: messenger RNA, 7399 nt
Organism: Elgaria multicarinata webbii
Lineage: Eukaryota; Metazoa; Chordata; Lepidosauria; Squamata; Anguidae
Gene: CERS6
Product: ceramide synthase 6
Exons: 11
Coding region: 198-1382 (394 amino acids)
Biological process (GO): ceramide biosynthetic process
Cellular component (GO): membrane
Molecular function (GO): DNA binding; sphingosine N-acyltransferase activity
Source: RefSeq, a predicted model, not a curated record